GCAACAACAGUGGAAGCAAAAAUAUUUGGGGAUUGGAAGCGUGCCAAGAGAACUGUUCGCAGGAAACCUUUCUGUUCGGGCAAGGUGUAGGAAGUUUUUUCCUUCCCCCUGCAGUCGAUGACCUUGCAGUGGCGCUCGGUGGGGCCGGGGUCGCGCUCUGUCCCAUAGCGGCGGGCAGGGGGAUGCACAAAGCCCCGCAGCCGCUCUCGGGCGGUGCCAGGGCCGGCCGGGCCGGGGCAGCGGCGCGGUGCCAGCCCGGGCCGGUCCCUGCGCUGACGUCCCGCGGGCGUGUCCCUUAAAUCCCGCACGGGAGCGGCGCGGGGCAGGCGAGCGGAGCGGUGCCGGAGCAGGAGAGAUGGCCUCGGUGGGUCCCCCCGCAGCCUCCACGCAGCCCGCCCUGCCCUCCGGACCCGCCGUCUUCAAAACCAUCCCCUACGCCUUCAUCCUGCCCGAGAUCGUCUGCGGGACCUGGGUGUGGAUCCUCGUCGCUGCUACCUCCGUCUCCUUGCCGCUGCUGCAGGGAUGGGUGAUGUACGUGUCCCUCACCUCCUGCCUCAUCUCCCUGCUGCUCCUCUUAAGCUACCUCCUCGGCUUCCACAGGAACAGCGAGAACUGGAAAGUGCUGGACAGUUUGUACCACGGCACCACGGCCAUUCUGUACAUGAGCGCCGCUGUGCUGCAGGCCAACGCCACCAUCAACUCUGAGUCCGGCCCCAACGCGCCGCUCAACUACCAGCUCAACAGCGCUGCCUCGUUCUUCGCCUUCCUCACGACCUUCCUGUACAUCCUCCACGCCUUCAGCAUCUACUACCAGUGAUCCUGGCAGCACCAGAUUCACCUUUACAGGACAAGGGCUUUCCAGUGUGGGAGACCCUGCUGUCCUCCCAAGGUGUCUCUGCCCCAGCCCUGUCACCGGGCCACAGGAACAGCAAGUCCUUUUGCACUUCAUCACAGGAGGGACUUUGCUGGCACACGUUGGUGUGCCUGUGGACAUUUCCUGCCUUGUCUGGGGGAGGGACUUGCAAGGGGAGGGACUGGGUGCAGGCCCCAAGCCUCCAAUACCAACAUUCUGCCAAAUAUUGACAACCAUAGGAAGAAAAGAAAAAAAAUCAAGAAAAAAAAUCACUGUUCCUUCAGCAAACAACUCCUUUCUUAUAUAAUUUGCCUUUCUCCGGUUCAGCUCCAUUCCUCCCCAACACAAGUUCGUAACAAUACAAGAUUGUGUUCCUUGACUUUCAGAUGGUUUCAUUUGGUAAAUGCUGUAGUUGGAAUAAAGUGUCAAUGGACAGA
This is a messenger RNA of Passer montanus (Eurasian tree sparrow), 1290 nucleotides long. RefSeq names its product mal, T cell differentiation protein like (gene MALL). Lineage: Eukaryota; Metazoa; Chordata; Aves; Passeriformes; Passeridae. Gene Ontology annotation, cellular component: membrane. The coding region runs from base 356 to 817 and encodes 153 amino acids. The transcript has 4 exons. Gene Ontology annotation, molecular function: structural constituent of myelin sheath. The record is from RefSeq and is a predicted model, not a curated record. Gene Ontology annotation, biological process: myelination.